GGUCAUCCUGAGUCAACCACGAUUAGGGGCGGACCUUGGCUCCUUUCGGACGCCGGAAGUGCCCGAAGAUAACGGCCCCCCCUUGCUCCAACCAAAAGCGACAACACGCUGUGCAGACAGAGAGCCGUAGACACAUAAAACACGUCCCCCAUUCUCGCCAGCAUGUUGCAUCGAGUCGGACGCAGUGGCGACCGCACCGUGGGUUGACGAUGGGUAGGACGCGACGGGCAAGAGGCUAUAUAAGAGUGACGAGCAGACGAGACGUCCCUGCAGCCGGCGCGGCAAGCAAAUCGACGACUUCAACAUCAGACCAAGCACAGUUUACUUGGGUAUCUCGCUCUGAGCACGCGAAUCGCUAACAGACCCAAACCCCUACCUACACUAAAAUAGAACCGGAGAGCCUACCACCAACCAACCCCAGCGCCAAAACGCCGCUCGAGCCGCCCAGGCCAGCCGCGAGAAAGCCAGCGGACCAAGAUGGGCACCGGCAGCACCCUCGCCGACGCCGCUAGCAGCAGCAGCAGCAGCAGCAUCAGCAGCAUCCCGGAGCCGCCGUACCCGUACCCCGUUCCCGCGGGCGUGCACGCGCUGCCGGCGUCGGAGCUCGACCUGCGGCCGGACGCGGAGGUCGACGCGGAGCUGGGGACGGCGCGGCUGCCGGUGGCGGGGGCGAAGAACGUGUGGUUCUUCUGGGACGCGGGGUACGGGGCGAUGGCGGCGUACCUGCGGCGCAACGUGCGGGCGUGGCACCGGCGGCUGGCGCCGCGGGGGUGGGCGGUGCGGGUGGUGGACCUGGUGGACGGGUCGGCGCUGCACGCGGCGCGCUUCGUCGACGCGCGGGACCCGGCGCUGUUCCCGCGCGCCUUCGCCGACGGCACGCUCGCCGGCCGCUACGCCGCCCAGCACCGCUCCGACCUCGUCCGCUGGCCGCUGCUGCUGCGCCACGGCGGCGUCUACGCCGACGCCGGCUUCCUCCAGAUCGGCGACCUCGACGCCCUCUGGCGCGCCACCGUCGCCGACCCCGCCUCCCCCUACCGCCUCCUCGCCUACGCCAUGAGCGGCGACCACCCCGCCGACCGCGACGCCCGCUGCCUCGCCAACUUCUGCUUCGCCGCCCUCCCCGCCAACCCCUUCUUCGAGCGCUGCCACCGCCUCCUCCUCGCCCUCUGGGCCGCCGACGGCGGCCGCACGAGCACCGACGGCAUGCACGCCAGCCCGCUCGUGCGCGGCGCCCCGCUCAUGGGCGGCUCCUUCGUCAUCGACGAGCCCGGCGGCGUCCGCAUCGGCCCCGCCGAGGUCUCGCGCAUGCUCACCGACUACGUCAUCCAGGGCCACGUAAUGACCGCGGUGAUGGGGCUCGUCGACGACGCGGGCGGCUGGGACGGCCCGCGGUACGCCGUCGAGCACAUCUACGCCAUCGACUCCAAGGUCGGCGCCCAGCUCGUCAACGAGAUGACCGGCUGGGACGGCCGCCUCGCCUACGAUCUCAUGUCGCUGCGGCUGCCGGAGCCGGGCGCGGCCGAGUCCCCGGACCAGCGGCGGGCGCGCGAGAUCGUCGAGGCGUGCCUGCAGCGUAGCUUCGGCUUCAAGCUCGCUCACGGCAUCAUCCUCCGGGUAUGCCCCUGCACGCUGGGCUCGCUGUGGAGAGACAACGAAGGCUCCGACAACGUAGCGGGGACGUACGCGCACUGGCUUAGGUACGCGAUGACGUACUGGAGCCAAGACGAGCUGCCGCCUCGCGUCGACUUCCAGCUCGUGGAGCCGUUCAGGAGGGGACGGUUGCUGGGCGAAGAUUAAGUCUUGUGCGGCGACUUUAUAUUGGCUUUUGAUUUCUGAUCUCCAUUACCUGCAGAAGAAGAAAGCGAUAGAGAAAAGGGGGGAAUAAGUCGAUCGCGUAGUAGAUACAGGUAUAAAUAGACCCUUAGCCAUGCCCCCAAUAGGUAUACAUACCUCCCGCUUUAUUGUUGUUUUCGUUGACUCGUCAUAUCCUCGCGUUCCACAUAAUGUCCAUAGCAAUAUCCGGGCCGGCACCUACAACCCCUUGCUCCCCGACGUCCCGUCCCGUCCCGCCCCCAAACAGACACCGGAUAAGUCGAGGUAGGGAGUUCCUCGCAGGACGCCUUUACGUAUCACCGUAUCUCAUACCUCAUCUCCGCCCCAAACCUAGAUAGCUAGGACACCUUAGAAAUAGUAGAAUCCAG
This is a messenger RNA of Durotheca rogersii, 2201 nucleotides long. RefSeq lists its product as uncharacterized. The transcript has a single exon. NCBI's taxonomy places the organism in Eukaryota, Fungi, Ascomycota, Sordariomycetes, Xylariales, Xylariaceae. Gene Ontology annotation, molecular function: glycosyltransferase activity. The record is from RefSeq and is a predicted model, not a curated record. The coding region runs from base 478 to 1797 and encodes 439 amino acids.